AUGUCUCAACGCUGGCAUAAUUACACUAAUGAACUUUGUCAGAUUGAUCAGCUCAAGGUAGUGCGCAAGGUGAAGGAUCAUCCGUGCAACAGUUUCGAAUUACAUGGGUUUUGUGACGCCUCCAUGAACGCCUAUGGAGCUUGCAUUUAUGUAAGACAAUUACAACCGGACAACACCUUCACAUGUCAUCUUCUGAUCGCGAAGGCUCGAGUAGCACCUCUAAAGGCAUUGUCUAUUCCAAGGUUGGAAUUGUGUAGUGCUCAUGUGUUGGCAACGUUGAUGGCUAAGGUGAGAAAGACAUUAGAUGUAAGCUCAAAUUGUUGUACAUGUUGGACAGAUUCAUCAGUUGCGUUAACAUGGAUCCGAGGAAUCUCAAGUCAAUGGAGCACCUUUGUUGCAAAUCGUGUAUCUGAAAUUCAGACAUUAACAGAAGAAAUGACUUGGCAACAUGUUAGGACGAAGUUCAAUCCUGCAGAUCUAGCGUCCCGAGGUGUAAAGGUACAAGACCUAUUACACUCAAAUCUCUGGUGGUACGGUCCAACCUUUCUCCAGCAGCCAAAAACAGAGUGGCCGGCAGAAUGUUCAUCUGCACCAUCAAGUGAACUUCUUGAAAAACGUCCAGUUCAAUUUGCGCUCUUGGUUCAAACUCAAGAAAAUAGUAUUCUAGCUAAAUACUCAAGUUGGACAAAAUUAAUUCGCAUUACAGCAUAUUUAAAAAGAUUCAUACACAAUACCCACCAUAAAUGUCGAAACAGUCUCAUUGGUCCACUGUCAGUAACAGAAUUAAAGACUGCCAGAGAUGUAUGGAUAAGGAUUGCUCAAACAGAGGCAUUCUACGAUGAAGUCAAGUCGCUUAAACAAGGCAAGUCAUUAUCAUCACAUAAUAAACUUAUCACACUAAGUCCGUUUCUGGAAGAAGGUAUCAUCAGAGUGGGUGGACGGUUGCAAAGAUCACACCUACCCAUUAACCAACGUCAUCCAGCAAUUCUACCAAAGAAGCAUAACGUUACGGAACUAAUUUUCACAGAAUAUCAUAUAAAGUAUCUGCACGCCGGUCCCCAAAACCUCUUAACAAGAGUACGUCAAGAAUUUUGGCCACUUGAUGCAAUGAAAACUGCUCGACGUAUUGUUCAUUGUUGUCAAAUCUGCUAUCAUGCAAGACCCCAGUCAUUUCAGCCCAGCAUGGGAGAACUACCUCGGCUCAGGGUAACACCCAGCAGACCUUUCACAGCAACGGGUGUAGAUUUUGCUGGCCCAAUACAAAUAUAUUCUGGACCAAGAAAUCGAACGGUAACCAAGGCUUACAUUGCAGUAUUUGUGUGCUUCAGCACGCGUGCGAUUCACCUCGAGGCAGUGAGUAAUCUCUCAGCACAAGCCUUUUUGGCUGCAUUACGUAGAUUCUUCGCGCGACGAGGUCAAAGUGCUCAUAUUCACUCGGACAACGGAACCAAUUUCCACGGCGCCAGGGCAGAGUUAAGACGCUAUUACACGGAACACUGUCAGAACAACAAAACCAUAAUUGAGUCCCUAGCAACAGAUGGUACCGAGUGGCAUUUUAAUCCACCCAGUGCACCACAUAUGGGUGGACUAUGGGAGGCGGCAGUAAAGUCUACCAAACACCAUCUUCUACGCAUCACAGGGUCAGCCAAACUUAACUUUGAAGAACUAACCACCAUGCUAUGUCAAAUUGAAGCAUGCUUGAACAGUAGACCACUAACAUCACAGUCUAGUGACCCAGAAAGUUUUGCUGUGCUGACACCUGCUCACUUUUUAGUAGGUGGUUGUCUGACUCUACCUCCUGAACCUCAACAUCCAGAACAACCUGUCAAUUACUUAAAACGAUGGCAACUAGUCCAAGGCAUGACUCAAGGGUUUUGGCGACGGUGGUCGUCCGAAUAUCUCAGAUCCCUCCAACCACGGAAGCGUUGGACCACGGCUGACAAACUCUCAAUAAAGAUUGGCGAUUUGGUGCUAGUCAUUGAGGACAAUCAACCACCACUCAAAUGGCAUUUGGGCAGAGUAAUGAGGCUGCACCCAGGUUUAGAUAGCAUUGUAAGAGUUGUGACCAUUCAGAUGUCGAGCGGCAGAAUGUUCCAGAGACCCAUCAUCAAAUUGUGUCCACUUCCAUAUGCUGCCAACGAUGAAGUUCCUCCAUCCCUUCAGGAGGGGGAGAAUGUUAUGGCUUAA
Molecule: messenger RNA, 2187 nt
Organism: Myzus persicae (green peach aphid)
Lineage: Eukaryota; Metazoa; Arthropoda; Insecta; Hemiptera; Aphididae
Exons: 1
Coding region: 1-2187 (728 amino acids)
Biological process (GO): DNA integration
Molecular function (GO): nucleic acid binding
Source: RefSeq, a predicted model, not a curated record